This is a messenger RNA of Sinocyclocheilus anshuiensis, 1167 nucleotides long. Its product is annotated as vacuolar protein sorting-associated protein 8 homolog. Lineage: Eukaryota; Metazoa; Chordata; Actinopteri; Cypriniformes; Cyprinidae. The transcript is spliced from 9 exons. Gene Ontology annotation, cellular component: late endosome; HOPS complex; early endosome. The coding region runs from base 243 to 1079 and encodes 278 amino acids. Gene Ontology annotation, biological process: endosomal vesicle fusion; protein targeting to vacuole. The record is from RefSeq and is a predicted model, not a curated record.
GCGCUAUCGAUCUGUUGAUUUCUGCUUCUCAGACCCUGAAGGGCAAGCUCCACAAACUUGCCCUGGAAGGCUCAGAGACAGACAAGCCCGAUGGUGAGGAGGAGAAGACAGGUGAUGAAGUGCCGAGUCUGUUACAAAGAGUGGAGGAAGCUCUGCAUGACAUCAUUGCUUUGUGUCAGAGGAGCUCGCACGGUCUCAACCAGCAGCAGAGAGAGGCUCUGUGGUUUCCUCUCCUCGAGGCGAUGAUGUCACCACAGAAACUACUCAAAGGAGCCGACACCAAACACACUUCAGAGACAUUAAAAGAGCUCACUAUGAAAGUCUUAAACAGCAUGUCCAGUUUUAUCGCCCCACCUGCCAUCAUUCAACGCAUCCUACAGGACCCUGUGUAUGGGAAAGGAAAGCUGGCUGAGAUUCAGGGACUCAUUUUAGGGAUGCUAGAAACCUUCAACUAUGAACAGACAUUGUUGGAGACUACCACAAAUCUGUUGAACUCAGAUCUUCACUGGUCUCUGUCACACCUGCGUAAGGCGGUCAGUAGAGGGCUUCACCCCAGACAGGACCACUGCAACAUCUGCUUACAGCAGUACAAGAGACGCCAGGAGAGCGAGGAGGAGAUCAUUAUCUUUAGCUGUGGACACCUGUACCACUGCCAGUGUCUUCAGCGUAAAGAGGUGGGUGUUUUGAGCGAGAGGCAGUACUCAUGGAGCUGCUACAAAUGCACAUCCAACCAGGGCACACGGCCAGCGGACAGACCCAGCGCAGAGAGCUCUCGAUCAUGCUCUACUUCUCUGGCACAGACCAAAGUGAUGUCUGCUCAUCAUGGGAUUGUGGCAGAGGCUCAUGGUAGAAAGAUGUUGACUGAAGCCACUCUGGAUGCCCAGCAGACUCGAGCCUGGGAUCAUUUCCGCACUCUCUACAGAGGACCAUCUAGGCUUGCUGUUCUGACAGAACUCACUCAUUCUCAUGGCAGUGAGAGGGCCGGUCUGUCGAACCCUGUCCAUCCAGGAACAGGAAGUAUUUAUCACAGCGAGAAUGUCCAGCUAAAGCUUUCUCCUCCGCCACUGGUGGAGGAGUAGAUGACUCCGCCCACUGUUACAAAUCAUAAUAAAGCACUACCAUGUCUGUACAGAACUCAAGUUUGAGAUGUUGUGUUUCAAUGCUUUG